This is a messenger RNA of Trichobilharzia szidati, 3532 nucleotides long. NCBI's taxonomy places the organism in Eukaryota, Metazoa, Platyhelminthes, Trematoda, Strigeidida, Schistosomatidae. The record is from the annotation of a GenBank genome assembly.
CGUUACUGUUUGUCAAAAUGAAAAAUGAUGUCCUUGUCGACUUCUACCUCUCUACAAUCAAAACACAGAUGUGUGAAUUGCAACUAGUUGGACUAAAGGAAGAUGACCCUCACUAUGCUGUGGUAAUGCAAGCAAUCGAGUCUGUCAGACGUGAAUUAGGCUCGAUGACUUCCCGUCUGCUCAGUGCUGCCUUACCUACAAAUACUCGGCAUAAACGUUUAUUUCGAACUAAAUAUGUUGAAGAUGUGGACUUACGGAAUAUUGAAAAUUGUUUAGUAUCAGCUGCCAAUAAAGUAGUAAAUUUUAAUUUCGGCCAAUCUAAUAUAGAAUGUGAUCUUAGACCGGCUCAAGCAAGUGCUACAGAAUUUUUAGAUACACAUAGUCGUGUCCAAGCUAUGGUUAUCAGUAUAAUGGAAGCAUGUUUAGCUAGUUUAACUUCUAAUGAUACUGAAGAUAAUUCAACCGUCAAUCAAAGAAAUAAUAUCCAGGGUGGUGGUGGUGGUGGUGAUGACUCAGAUUCAGUUGACAAUGAUUCUAUUCCUGCUUCCAAUGGGCGUAGAAUGAAGUCAUUGCGUUUAUCACAAAUCGCGUCUACUGCUUCAUCAAACGAUUCACAUCAUUCCAUUUCAUUGAAACAGUCUAAUUCAAAGGUAUCGACGGUAAACAACAAUAGCAAAAUAAUUCAUACAUCUGUACAAGUGAAUAUUGCCUCAGUAAUUUAUACAACACCAGUUAAACUUCCAUCAUCAGAAUUGUUAACUAUUUCACCGGAGUUAUUUCAUAUUCUAUUAGAACUUGAUCAUUGUUCAGCUCGAUUUGAAUUUGAUUUUGUCAAGUGUGUUUCACGUCGAGUGCGUACUCUACAAGAAGCUGAUGAUGUACAAAUGGUAGCUGUACUCUUUUCUGAAACAUUAAUGUGGGGACUAACUGUAAAAUUAUUAACAGUACAACAAUUAGCUGAUCGUGAUCCAUGCGUUCUGUUAGCUCUGCCUCGAUUGAGUAUCUUAGUCGGUUGUCGUCUGUUACCUGAUUCACCUGUCGGUGCAAAUCGUUUAGCUGUGGGCCAACGUUUACCAUUUAUGUUCAGUUCAUCACGUGCCGAAUUAGCCUAUCUCUGCAGACAGUUGUAUGCCCUACGACCAGAUCAGUUAUGUCGACUAGCUAGAUGGCUUGGACCAAAUGGAUUACCAAAUUUAAUAUAUAAUCAAAAAAUAUCCACCAAACUGUCAUCACAUAUUGAGCAGGAGGAGAAUUUAAACACAACAUCAUCUUCAGAGCUACCUACUAAUAAUAAUAAUGCAAAAGUCACAGUAGUAAAUGUCACUAAUACACAUGCUUCUCAGCCAACUUUAUCCACUUUGUCACCAACAAGUGGUGGUGGUGGUUCAUUGCCGAGGAAUUUUCUCGGUACAUUCUAUCAAAAAACGCAUGUAUGGAAAACUUAUCUGCCUGGAUUACAUCGUCUGUAUAAGUGUAUUUCCUCUGUGGCUGAUCAAUUCGCCAGGGAAUAUCCAACAGAAUUACGAUUCAUCCUACAGAAAGUUAUAGAAAUGCAUGACACGAGUAAUGAGAUCGAUGCAGAAUCAUCUGGUUCCACCAGUGAAAAUCCAAAUGGUGAAAAAGAAGAAGAAGAACGAGGACAAGUGGAAGAUGAAGAUGACGACAACAACACCAAGAAAGGAGAAGAUGGUGGUGGUGGUGAUGAGCAUGAUGAUGGUGAAACUGAACUUGAAGAAGAAAUAGAAUUCAAUCCAUUCCACAUGAUAACUAUGAAUGAAAGAAAAAUACAAGAGUUAGCUAAUCUAUUCAAUUGGAAUAAAGUUAUGCAAUUCAACAAGACUACAUCAUGUCAACAACAUGACCACCAACACCCCCAUCAUCACCACCACAAAUACAAACAGCAACACCAACAAGAAGGACAACAAUCAAACUUGAAUCAAUUAUUUAAAGAGUAUAGUUUACAUUUUCGAAAAUACACUAACAGCAGUACUACUGAUAAAUGUAUAAAUUCUAUGGAAUCCUCUAGUCACUGUUCAAUGAAAUCAUCUGAUUGUUGGCUACAAAAAUGUACUACUGGCGGUGCUGCUGCUGCUGCUGCUGCCACCACUCCUCGUAAUGAUGACAGCAGCAUUUCAGCAUUACGUAAAAAUAGUAUUUCAUCCAGUAUAGAAGAUAGUGUUAUUCUUGUUGCUGAUGAAAUUGGUUUAGAUGUAGCAGCGUGUUUAAGUCAUGAUGAUAUUGAUUUUGAAAGAUUAACUGAGCUGAGUGAUAAUUCUAAGUUGAAGUCAACUUCUCCUGUAAAGAAUAAUAAUAUUAAUGACAAUACUCAUAAUCAAUCGAGCACUUUUACACAAAGGCUUCAGCUAUUAAAUUUAGGAUCACCUAUUGAAGGUAUACAAAAUCUAAAUGAUUCUCUCCUAUUCAAUUAUUUACCCACUUGGCAACCUGAUUCUCCCCCAUCCUCAUCAUCAUAUCGAGCUGUUGUCAAUCGAUCAAAGCUUGAAACUGAUGAAGACAAUAAUUCUACACACUUCACAGAUGAUGAUAUCAUUGGUGAUGAUACAGAUGAUGCUGAGGAUUAUCAAUCUGAUUAUAUAGUUGGACGUCAAUGUGCAUCGUGUAAUCGUGGCUUCACCUUGAUUUGGCGUCGUCAUCAUUGUCGUCGAUGCGGGCAUAUCUUUUGUUCAAAAUGUUGUAAUCAUUGGCAACCGAUUGAAGGGUUGGCAAGUGAUAAACCAGUACGUAUAUGUCAUGAAUGCUAUGAAUUUCUUAGUCCAAAUAUCUGAAAAAUAAAUAAAUAUUCUGACUAUCUGUGUUAUAUAUGCAUAUUAGAUGAUGAUGAUGAAUUUGUGCAAUGCAUCACACACAGUCACUGUCUUUCUUCAAACAUCUCGUGCCAAAUAAACUCAUGUUUGCCUCGUCAGUGUGAUAAAGCAGUACUGGCUAUCGCUUAUUCGUCUAUCAAUCGACCCGUAAUUCCAUCACAGUAUACAUGUUUUGGGAUAUUAAAUGGAGUCAAACGGUUUCCCGUUUAUCUUAUGUGAUGAUAAUGCCUAUACAUAUGCAUAACAUUCAUUGUUCAAUGCUACAGCUGUUUUAAAAAAUAAUUGUGAUACUUAUUUAAUUUCGUCACUAACUUUAUUUAUUUUAAAUUUAUUAACUUGCUUUGAAGGUAUUUUCUCUCAUAUGUAUGCAUGUAUGUAUGUGUGUAGUUGGACAAUUUAGGCAAUAAUGACCAUACAUACAUAAAAUCAGCUGAUUGGUGCAUAUGUCAACUGUAAAAUCUGAUAUUAACCAAUCAGAGUGCAGCCAUCUCGCCUACUGAAUUAGGUGUUCUCUGAUUGGUAGGUUUAAGGACGACCUAUCUAUCAGCUGAUUAUAGGCUUUAUCCACAUGUUUUGUGGUUUACUCUGUUUUAUUCUUCAGAUAAUAUAUUAUUAUUGUGUACAUAAAUAUGAUUUUUUUUAAUUUCUGUAAAUGAUUUGUUGAUUCACUAAUAUGCUUUGUAUACAUAACUGAAUUAUAUUGCUAC